CCUUUUCGAACUAGUCCAAUCCCAGUCUCGCUAGCGCCUGGUCCCAUGUGAGCACUGGGGGCUUUUGCGCCAAGGUGACAUGCCGAUGAUAAGUGGUAAUGGGUCUCGGGCAACUUCUCAAUCGAGCUCCAUAUCCGAUGCCUUCUGGAAUCCGUACAACCAUAUGAGCGAAGCGAGCAGUGACAUAGGCGAGUCACUGAACACAGUCCAUGACGGAGUGGUGAAUGAUGCCCCGGAUGUCGUCUGGGACCUGCAGGACGUGCCCGGAUCGUUUUCACAACCGGAGAGCGGGUUCUUUGGCAAUCACCAUUCGGAGAAGUUAGAGGAGAAGUGCCCCGUCAAGGAGGUUGCUGAGGUUGCCAACGAUGACUCCCAGCCACCCUUGACACCUUGCACUCCAGGCCGCGUCUUCGCAGUGGCCAAGCCCGUCAAAAAGGGCCGCAGUUGGCAAGCUCCGCUGCCUCCUGGGGCUGUCAACCUUCCAAGCCAAGAGGAUGAGGGCGCGGCAGGUCCCACGGGUCCGGCAGGUCCGGCAGGUGCAGGACCUGUAGGGCCGGUAGGACCUGGGCCUGUGGUGCCCGGCAAGGUCAAGGGGCCGAGCCUGGCUCCAUGAGUUCCAGGACCGUUUUCAUUUCCAGCCAUACUCGUAGCUUCACCGGGCGAGCCAUUCCACCAACAAGGUACACAUUCUCUUCGAAGGGUCCAAGAUUAUCAUCGGUUGCCGGUCACAGUCGCCUUGCGGGCGCAUGGAGGGGCCGACAACUGAUCGCUUGCGAUAAGCUAUGUGUGUGUGGCCUUUGCAGUGUCCAGUCUGGGGCUGGCUGGCUUAGAGGGAAACCAAGGGCGGACCGCCUAUAGAUGGUCAUCCCAAUGGUGUUUCUCUUUUUACCGAACGCAUCACACGGCUGAGACGUCGCAAAUCAAACGACUGGAUUCGGGGUUGAUUUGGAAGCCAGUGGAGAGAGUGCCAACGAGCAAGACUUGUUUUGGCCUCUCCAGGGCUCUCGCUUUGGGAGUUUCAAGUGGGCAGUGUUUGGAUUAGGGAA
Messenger RNA from Effrenium voratum, 1046 nucleotides. NCBI's taxonomy places the organism in Eukaryota, Dinophyceae, Suessiales, Symbiodiniaceae. The record is from the annotation of a GenBank genome assembly.